Molecule: messenger RNA, 1899 nt
Organism: Guillardia theta CCMP2712
Lineage: Eukaryota; Cryptophyceae; Pyrenomonadales; Geminigeraceae
Exons: 16
Coding region: 1-1899 (632 amino acids)
Cellular component (GO): cytoplasm
Molecular function (GO): guanyl-nucleotide exchange factor activity
Source: RefSeq, a predicted model, not a curated record
AUGCAGUUUGGGAGUUCAGCUGCCGUGAACCCAGAUGGCAUCCUCUACACACUGGACAUCAAUGGGGAGCCCAAGAAAGUGAUCGCAGGGGAGGGCUUUCUAUGCGUGAUCCUCGUGUCCGGCGAUCUCUUCUGCUCGGGCUCGAAUUCAGUCGGUCAGGCAGGGAUCGGAGGGAAGAACUGGACCUUGAACAUGGUGCAAGUGAACGUCGGUAAGGGGCUCGGGGUGGUCGACGCCGCCGCUGGAGCAUGGCACACCUGCGCAAUCCUCAACAACAGCCAGGUGAAGUGCUGGGGUUAUCACACUGAGUCACUCCCAGCAUGCGGCGUGGGCCCGGUGGCAGCCGACGAGUGGGCGCGGAUCAUGAAAGCCAUGGGAGAUGCCCUGCCCCCCGUGAGCCUGUCAGGAACACCUGUCUCCAUCGCAGCAGGGAACUUCCAUACCUGUGUCGUGCUUGCGGACGGCAACACCCAGUGCUGGGGGAGCAACUUUGUGGGAGAGCUGGGGUACGGGGUUGACGGGAUAGUCGGCUUCACGAAUGAGUCCAUCCCCGUGGUUGAGCUUCCAGGCGAUCUCUACGCCCUCAGAGUAUGGGCUGGAGGAUUCUCAACUUGCGUUCUGCUCUCGAACGGGAGAGUCGCUUGCUGGGGACAGAACUCUUGGGGAAUGUUGGGGUACUCCGACAGCACCGAUCGCGGAUCAGACUACUCCUCGAGUUUCAUGAAAGAUUACUUUGUGAUGGAAGGAGUUGAGGAGGUCGCCAUUGGAAGUUCCUCCUUCUCCUGCUUCUUGUUGCAAGACCAGACCGUCCGAUGUGUCGGCAACAACGACAAAGGGCAACUUGGGAAUGGUCAGCCGCUCGACAACUCCAUGUUUCGCUACCUUGCGGAGCAGGAAGCAUCGAUGAAUGGCCUGAAGGCGAUCAAAGUUGUUGCAGGAAUCGAUCAUGCAUGUGCCGUCCUCGUGAACCUCAGCACUGUCUGCUGGGGAGGAAAUCUUUACGGCCAGAUCAAGGAUGUAGCGGAUCAGACUAUGUUCGCCUCGUGUUUAAGCAACGCCUAUUGCACUCUCCCGACGCUCGGCAACGGAACCUUCUUGACGGGCAACAAGACGCUUGCGGGAGGGAUAGCUCGGGUGAUGUGUGACAAUGGCUUCACCUUUCAGAACGAGUCCAACACGGUCCUGAUUCUCAACUGUCUUAAUUCAGGCCUGGGAAAGAAUGCUACAUGGGACAGGCUUCCUCCCAAGUGUGUGAAGGAGCAACCUGUUGUCAUCAAAACUUGUCCCAGCUCGUUGGGCUUGUCGAUGAGAGGAGGAGGCUGCUUCCUCCCCAUCAACAGCGGAUGUCAGGCUUGGACUGAUUGGGCUGGCUGGAUCAAUCGAAAGUCCCAGGCUGCAUACAUGUCAUGGUGUAUGGAGCAAGAUUGCAGUCAGAGCCUGGAAACUGCAUCGAACUGGCACCCGUACGCCGGUUGCAGGUACGUCGAUGCCAACGGAUUCUGCAUGAAGUAUGAGUCUGCGCAGGAGUACUGUGUGAAGAAUCCAGAAAACAUCUACUGCAAGGACGGAGGUCUUAAAUGGGCUCUACAGCCGCUGGGCAACGCCUCCCACCAACCCUCCCAGUGGUACCCCAAGAGUGACGUCUCCUACUACGAUUCCUCCAAGACCUUUAGCUGCUCGUGCCUGAAGCAGUGCCGAUGCCAUGGCAGCUACGGCGACGUAGAGUGCGAUUGCUACAGCAAACUGGAUCUGCCUUCAGGCUCCGUCGUCCGCACGGAUUUCUCCCCAGUCGGCGCGGGUGACUUUGGACGUAUCAAGGAGAUUUCCAAGUCAAGUUGGGCGUACCAGAAAACGUGCUCCUGUAUGUGCGACAAGAGGAAUUAUUGGGAUGACCGAUAG